Messenger RNA from Akanthomyces muscarius, 1407 nucleotides. RefSeq lists its product as uncharacterized. The transcript is spliced from 8 exons. The record is from RefSeq and is a predicted model, not a curated record. NCBI's taxonomy places the organism in Eukaryota, Fungi, Ascomycota, Sordariomycetes, Hypocreales, Cordycipitaceae. The coding region runs from base 1 to 1407 and encodes 468 amino acids.
AUGGCAUAUUCACUCAAAGCGCCAAGCUCCGUCAGGGCAAAGCUGCGUCUUUCCAACCCCUGGACACAAAACUUCAUCUCGGGCGUUAUUCUCUUCCUGACCGUCGGCAUUUAUCUUGCCGUUAUUGGAUUGGGUGCGGGCGGAGGUAAGCCCUCCUCAGCCCAUGUUUCGACAAUCGUGUAUACUUCCAUUUACGCUGUCUUUUCUGUGACGGGCUUUUUUGGAGGGAGUGUCAUGAACACCAUUGGCCCGAAAUUAACCAUGACGUUCGGCGCCAUGACAUUUCCUCUCUUUAUCGGUGGUUUAUGGUACUACGACGCGUCUGGUAACUCUUGGUUUGCCAUUCUUGGUGGCAUAGUUGGCGGAAUGUCGGCAGGGCUGUUGUGGACCGUCUCUGGGUUCAUCCAGUUCGCAUACGCUGAAGAAAACGACAAGGGAGUCUAUAUCGCAUGGCAGCUGUUUCUUCUCACCAUUGGCUCAACAGUCGGUGCCGCAGUCGUGUUUGGCAUUACAUUUUACGAUACUUCGCUGAGUGGUGUUCCAACCUCGGUUUAUAUCACCUUUAUUGUCAUCAUGGCUUCAGCAACACUUGUCAGCAUCGUCGGCAUCAUACCCUCCCAGAACGUGGUCAGAGAGGACGGUACGCGUCUAGCUGUGUUUACUGCCUCUGACUUUCGAACCGAAUUUAAAGGCUGUGUUCAUCUUCUUAGAGACUGGAGAAUUGUGGCAUUGAUCAUUCCAAUGGCUGCUACGGAAAUGUCAUCGGCGCUCAUCCCGACUCUCAGCGCCUAUUCAUUCAACCUGCGCACCCGGAGCCUAAACAGCGUCCUAUUUUGGGCUGUUCAAAUCCCAGCAACAUUCUUGUUCAGCAUCAUACUCGACAAUAGCAAGUUUCGCCGGAGAACGAGGGGGGUCAUUGCCCUGACUGUCUCCCUGAUUAUUGUGUUGGCAAGCUGGGCUCUUACAAUUGCUGUACAGGUCAAGCACGGCCUCAAACGCGGCGCGCCGAGUCCCGCGUGGGACUGGACGGAUGGCGAGCCCUUUGUCGAGUUUGUCUUUGUCAUUCUGCUUACCGGUACCGCAUACGCCAUCGACCAGAUGAUGGUCAUGUGGGUCAUAGCCUCCUUCAGCAACGAACCGAGGCUGCUCGCGAGAUAUGGAGGGUUUUUCAAGGGUAUGCUGAGCGCUGGUCUUUGUGUAGCCUUUGGGCUCGAAGCAGGUGGAGUGUCCUAUCUCACCCAAACGAUCACGCAGGCGACACUCAUGGUGGUGUCUUUUCCGAUCAUGUUCAUUUUGGUGUCCAAGUGUGUGAUGGAUACAAACUACCUACACGAGGCGACAGUUAUUCCCCCAGCACAUAUUAGUGGAGGCAAGGAGGUGCGAGAAGGCGAAACACAAGAUACAUAG